Lolium rigidum is the source of this 453-nucleotide messenger RNA. Its product is annotated as acyl transferase 1-like. The record is from RefSeq and is a predicted model, not a curated record. The transcript is spliced from 2 exons. NCBI's taxonomy places the organism in Eukaryota, Viridiplantae, Streptophyta, Magnoliopsida, Poales, Poaceae. The coding region runs from base 1 to 453 and encodes 150 amino acids.
AUGGUGACCUUCACGGCGCACCGCAGGAAGCCUGAGCUGGUAGCGCCUGCUCGAGCGACGGCGCGCGAGGUCAGGUCACUGUCUGACUUGGACAGCUCUCCAGGGCUGCGUCAAUACAUUACUGAGAUCGAGUUCUUCCGGUGCCGUGUCCCCGGAGGUGCGCCCGAGCAACUGGCGAGUUCCCUCAAGGCCGGCCUCGCGGAGGCGCUGGUCUACUACUACCCUGUGGCCGGCCGCCUGCGGGAGGUCUCAGGCAGGAAGAAGCUAGUGGUGGACUGCACGGCGGAAGGAGCGGUGUUCGUGGAGGCGCAUGCUAACGUGCGGCUGGAGGAGUUGAAGAAGCCGCUGGUGCCACCAUACCCUUGCGUUGAGGAGCUCAUGUGUGAUGUGGGCGACCUCACAACUGUCAUCGGCAAGCCGUUGCUCUACUUGCAGCAUCCUUCGGCCCGCUAA